Molecule: messenger RNA, 1736 nt
Organism: Zophobas morio
Lineage: Eukaryota; Metazoa; Arthropoda; Insecta; Coleoptera; Tenebrionidae
Exons: 3
Coding region: 32-1417 (461 amino acids)
Biological process (GO): G protein-coupled receptor signaling pathway
Cellular component (GO): plasma membrane
Molecular function (GO): adenylate cyclase inhibiting G protein-coupled glutamate receptor activity
Source: RefSeq, a predicted model, not a curated record
GACCUCGCCGCCUCGCCGUUGCGGUUCUAGUAUGGCUCGAUCCGUCGUGGUGUUCGCCUCGAUCGCGACAUGCCUGGCGCUCGCUCGGGCCGCCGAUGACCGCCAGAACCGGGCCGGCGACCUGGACCGCGGCCCCCCGGCCCGCCUGGAGAUGAGCACCGAGUUCUUCCUCGUGCCGGCGAGCGCCGCCGCCCCCGCCGCCUCCGACGCCCCCGUCACCCUCGAGCGCAUCGGCGGCAUCUUCCGCAACGAGAGCUGGGUCAUCCCCGUGCUCACCCUGUCCGCCGUCACCAUGGCGCUCAUCGUCGGCUUCGAGGUGUUCGUGCUGUGCAAGGCCUGGCGCACCACCCCCAGCCGCCGCCACCUCUUCCUCGGCCAGAUGCUGCUGCUCGGCCUGUUCGCCUGCGCCGGCCUGGGGGCCGUCUACGCCGCCUCCCCCACGCGCCUCACCUGCGCCGUGCUGCGCUUCGGCACGGGGGUGGCGUACGCGCUGGUCUUCGCCGCCCUCUUGGUCAAGUGCGUCUUCCUGAUCAGCCUCAACGGGGGCGUGUACCUGCCGGCCCCCUACCAGGGGCUGCUGCUGCUCUUCGCGAUCUUGAUCCAGGUGGCCAUCGGGGCGCAGUGGCUGAUCACGAGCCCGCCGCUGGUGGACGACGUCACCUUCGAGGUGGCGGCGACGCCGAGUAAGCACAGGUUGCUGGUGACGGCGGAGGACGUCGCCGCCCCGCUGGUGCUGCCGCUGUGCCGCACCUCCUACACCGACAUACUGCUCUCGCUGAUCUACGUGAUUUUUCUGAUCGUGUUCGUGACGGUUCUGGCGGUGAAGUCCCGAGGGAUCAGAGACAAUUACCGGGAAGCUACUUAUAUCGGACUGUCGGUGGGCUGCAGCAUUCCCACGUGGAUAGUGUGGAUCUUGAGUGGGUUCGUGGUCAGCGAGAGACACAGAGACGCUUGCUUAGCUUUUGGACUAGUGAUUUCUUCGGUUUUGGUCUUUCUGAUCAUGUUCAUGCCGAAGGGAAGACAGUUAGCGGCGAUGGGCAAGGAAGGGGUCUACGUGGAAGACAGAGAGGAACGUUUUAGUUCUUUGAGUAGGGCGGGAUCCGGGUAUUCCCCGUCCUUUUUUCACUUCAAACCUAUUAAGUACGGGCUGGGGCAUGGUACUAAGCAUCAACACACGGUCACCACCAUCGGAGGAGAUCUGGCCUUGUAUCCGCCACCGCCGAGUUAUACUCGUCUGUAUCAGUAUCAGUGCUACCCUAGCCCACCGGGGUACUACUCCACACGGUACCUUCCAGGUGGCGUUUUCCUGCGACCGGACGACGGUAACGUGUACACCACCCUCGAGCCCACCCUGAGCAGCAACCCCAACGUGUACUUCCAGCGAGGAAGCGGCGUCCAUCCGGGGAUGAUGUACUAAGGACUCUUUCAAGCUAAUUUUAAGUGUUAAGCUAUUUAUUCUAUUGCUUUUUGCGCUCGCCAAGUGGAAGCUCCUAGUGUCAAAGCUGCAAAAAGUGAUCUCUGUUAUGUUAGAAUUUUAACGAUUGUCAUUGUACAAAUCGAUAUUAUUCGAUAGUUGAUAGUGAUUAUUUAGCCAUUUUACUCAUUAUGCAAUAGCCAUUUUUUGUAAAAUAACAACGAAUGACUGAUCAACUUACCAUAUUUUAAUCAUGUUUCUGUUGUAAGUAUAGGAUGUAAGUGUACAAAUACUUUAUGUGAGAUAAAUAGAUUAGAGAAUC